ACGGCCUCAGCUCGUUCGAUUCCUCGCUGUCCUUCAAGGAUCUUACUGCCGCGGCGCCCCUGAAAAGCUAGGCCCGCGAUCUCUCACACUCCGAGUUGUUCUGCAAUCCUCGCGAGGAUUCACAUUCCUGGUAGAGCGGGAUAUAAAGAGCGCUCUACCGCCGACCCCUGUCGCCAUCCAAUCUGCCGGGUUCUUCUGGACCCUUGCUGAUCCGACAUCGGAAAAGGAGCAGUACAUUACAUUCCUCUCGUCCAGAAGCUGGUAGCAAAGGCUGCGUGACCGCACCGAUGGACAACAGGACAAUCAACAGGCCUUUCUCGUACCUGCGGCCGAACACGCCCAUGCCGAUCCGGAACUUCGAACGCGCCGUGCUGCCCAGUGGCCAGCGCUUGCCCGAGCCAGGGUGCGCGGUCGGGGCCGAGAUCACGCCAGGCGAGGCGAGAGCCACCGUGCCCAGUGCGCAGUGCAUCGCGAGUCCUCCUCACUCGCCCGUCGACAAUGGCGUGGCCGCCGCGCCGCAGACAGCUGGAAUUCGAGUUGCGAAUGUCCCGUCCACCAAGACCUCCCCCAUCGGGACUGCGCCUUCGAAAGUUGCGCGGCCGCUCAGUGACUUGAAGACGGGCCGUGCUGCCGCCCUUGCGGAGAACUUCGGCGCGAGUAAAGUGCCGCCAGUCGGCAGCACUUCGACUCUGAGGUCGUUGAGCGGAUCGUCCAGCUCCUCUUCGUCAAGCGAAGGUGAUUCGGACGACGGCGAAGACGACGACGACGGUGCGGAGAGGAGCACCGGGAGGACCGCGGCCAGGUCCCAGGACGCCCUGCGGUAUACCGGCAGGAGCUGGGUCCCCCUCAUUUUCACAAAGUGGAAGGACCUCAGUGUGAAAGAGAUAAGCGCGCAGACUUUAAUGCUGGCCGUCGUCUCAGCGCUGAUCAUCAGCUACGUGGCGAUGAUGGUCGUCGAGGCGCUGUCAGAGUCGCGCGACCACCACGGCGAUGGGGGUUCCGAAAGCCAACAGCCGACAGAGGCGAUCGCCGUGUACGGGAAGAGCGGCGGAGUUGUGGCGCAGGGACGCGCGGCAGCGGCUGUGGCGACUUCGUCGCCGGCAUCAUCGACGGCGACCCGCAGGAAGGCGUUGUCCCUCAGUGACUACGACGACUACGAGGCCAAGGUGACCGGCGACCCGCUCCCGUCGCCCGGGGCGUAUGACUGCGACACCGAGGCAUGCCGCUGGCAGAUACGCCUCGUGGACGAAAAGCUCAACGCCACAGUGAACCCGUGCGUCGACUUCUACUCGUACGUCUGCUCGCAGGCGUGGGAGCUACACGGCGACCUGCCGUACAGGGCCGCUGGAAAGGCAUUCUUGAUCAAGGAAGUCACCAGGUAUCUCUUGGAUCACAUGCGCGCGCUGAGGACAGCGGUUGCAGAAAGCGUCGGUCCCGGCGAGCAGCGCAACUUCCUCGAUCACUCCAGCAUCGUGCUGAGCCUAUGCCUCGGAAAAACGGUUGUUGCCAAGGGGGACGCGAUGUGGGAUAGCAUUCAAGGUAUGCUCCGCGAUGUUGGUCUCGAAGGCUGGCCGUACGUCGACUCGCCGCUGCCAUUCCAGCUCGACCACGUCCUGAGGCUCAUCGAUCGACAGCUGGCCGUGUUUCCCAUCGUCUACGUGUCGCUUCGGAAGGCCUCAGACACCGGUCCCUACGUGCUCCACGUCGAUGCGCCGCGGGAAUUCCUUCUCGUGCAAUACGAGAUGCAAAAGGGUUCCGAGUCUCUGCCCUACAAGGAGAUCGUUCGGCGGACGCUAACCCUAUGGAAGUCGUUGCCUCGAAGUAACGCCAUGGCCACGGACGUCGUACAAUUCGAGGCUCAGCUCCUGGAGGCGUCUAAGCCAGCCUACAGCGGGGCGUGGGAAGACAAGGUUUUCCGAACGGUGAAAAACUUCCCGCCGUUGCCCAUGUUUCGCGUAGAUGCAUACCUCCUUCACCUUCGCGGAAGGCCUAACGACAGCGUAGUGGUCCUCCGUCCAUCUUACUUCAAUAAACUUCCGAGCGUAAUGCGUAAGUCGAGUCCCCAAACGAUCCUCAACUUCCUUGGGGUCCGGGUUGUCGUGCACGUGGCUCCUCUACUGUCGCCGGCAAAGCUACCACAGGACUUGCUCCGCAUGGGUUACCCAAGUUUCCAACACACCGUGGACCCAAGGACCCAGAGCUGCUUCCAUCUGGUCAACAGGCUGUUCCCACACGGCUUUCGGUGGAUUCUGCGAGAGAUCGUGGCAAAGACCACCGACCUGGACCUCCAGUGGGCCGCUACGGUGAGACAUGCGAUGUCCUCGCUUGCGCGUACCUUUCGUACGGGUACCUCCUGGAUGGAGAGCGAAGACCUUUCCAACACAUUGAAGUGGCUCAGGGUUCUGCGCGUGGAUUACUUGGCUGGCAAGGAGAGCCGAAAAAAAAUCGACCGCUACUACGCGAUCGCGAACACCACCUACUACACGGACAACCUCGUCGGCUACUACGGCAGACUUCUCGCCACGUCGCUUCAGAGGUACUGGGACUCGAGCAACGAAGGCGCCAACUACGACGCUCGAUUCGACGGCCGCUCCACGGACCUGGACGCCGCUUGGACGCGGUCUCUGGAGUCGAAUUUCACGAUCUACCUUAAGUCCAGCGGCGUGGCGUCCGGGUCGCUGGUGACGCGAGCCGAUCUCCCUUCCACGCUGUACCCUCUCCUGUCGCUCGACGUGUCCAGGGCGCUGCUCCUGUCCUCGCUGGACGAAACCCGUUGGUCCAGCUGGAGUCGAGACCGGUUCGGCGCGCUCAGGAGCUGCCUCGUGGAGCGCUACAAGAGCGCCAUCCAAGCGGCCAACAUCCCCCUGCCCAAGAACAGCGUGAACGACUUGUUCGAGCAGAUAUUCGCGGACAACGCCGUCAUCAAGCCCCUCAUGGUGGCAUUCCGGCGGUUCUCGCACGGAGUCCCAUUCGUGCCGGGCCGCGCAGCCACCAAACUUACCGCGUUGAAACUGUUCUUUAUCAACUACGCGGCAGGAUUUUGCGCCACGAAGAGCGAGGCGAUGCACGCCCGCGAACACAUGCGCUACCGACUGAGCCUGCCGCCGCGCGUGCGCGUGAACCUCGCACUACUGGACUUGAAGGAAUUUCGAGACGCGUUCUGCCCGAAGCAACCGACGACGACUCCCUGCCCCGUUUGGAACGACGAUGCCGACGGUAGCACCUGGGAUUCGCGUAGGCGCGGACUUCGGCGAAAUCUAGAUAAAACGGGCAAGCGCUAAUACUUGUGGUAGUUUGAAGGGUUCCAUUGUGUAUUUGGCGCUAAUACAUUUAGAAUGCGCGGAGUAGAGGAACGGCACCAAGGCGGCGGUGACUUAGUUCAUUUCUGUAGUAUUUGUUAAUUGUGUUCCUUUGUCAUUUCAAAUCAUCUGCUGUGCAGCGGGAACUAGAUUGCGUCAUCAGUCAUUAAAUUCGUCUGCAUACA
Dermacentor albipictus is the source of this 3484-nucleotide messenger RNA. Its product is annotated as phosphate-regulating neutral endopeptidase PHEX-like. The record is from RefSeq and is a predicted model, not a curated record. Gene Ontology annotation, molecular function: metalloendopeptidase activity. Lineage: Eukaryota; Metazoa; Arthropoda; Arachnida; Ixodida; Ixodidae. Gene Ontology annotation, biological process: protein processing. Gene Ontology annotation, cellular component: plasma membrane.